UCUUUAAUUUGGAGGAAAAAAACAUCAUGUCUUCAGAAAUAUUAUAUCAAAUAUUAACUGGUCAUCAAUCGGAUGUAAAUUGGGUUGAUUUUAAUGGUCAUCGUAAAUUGGUUAGUUGUUCGAAUGAUCGUACAAUACGAUUAUGGGAAACAAAUGAUCAACAAUAUUUUGAUAAACCAAAACUGUCAACAUUAAUCGGUCAUGAAUAUGGUGUUAAUUGUGUACGUUAUUCACCAUUCGGUACGAUUAUUGCAUCAGCAUCAACUGAUGGUUGUAUUAUUCUAUGGAAUAGUCAGAAUGGUGAACAAGUAUUAAAAAUGAUGCAUGAAUCAAGAAGUGCAAUUAGAGUUUGUUGUUUUUCACCAUCAUCAGCAUUAUUAGCAUCGGGUGCUGAUGAUGAAACAUUAGUUGUAUGGGAUAUUAGUACAAGAACACGUAUAAAAACAUUAUAUAAACAUGAUGCAAAAAUAACUGGAUGUUCAUUUACACCUGAUAGUACAUAUAUGAUUUCAUGUUCAAGUUCAGGUGAUUUAAAAUUAUGGGAUACAAAAUAUGGUAAUGUUUCAUAUCUAAUGACAUAUGAAGUUGCACAUGAUCUUGGUGUAUUAGGUUGUGAUUUUAGUUCACAAUAUGAAGUGAAUGUUGCUGAUGGUCCAUUACAAAGUUUUUAUCUAUUAGCAACAUGUGGUAAUGAUGAUUUAGUAAAAUUAUGGCAUAUAAGUGGUGGUCUAAAUUGUUCAAUACGUUUAUCACAUAAAUUAAUUGGUCAUGAUGCUAAUGUUAAUUGUUGUAAAUUUUCAAUGGAUGGUUCGCUAUUAGCAUCUGCUGGUGGUGAUAAAAUGGUUAUUGUUUGGGAUCCAAAAAUUGGUCAAAUGAUUCAUCGUUUAGAUGGCCAUAAACGUUAUGUAACAAGUUGUGCAUUUUCUGAUGAUAAUAAAUUAUUAGCAUCUGGUUCAAAUGAUCAAACAAUUAUUGUUUGGCAUUUAAAUAAAAUUAAAGCUAAACAUUUUAAUAUAAAAAUAUCGACAAAUCAACAACAACAACAACAUUCAAAUGAAUCAAUUCAUAUGAAUAAUCAUCAACAGAACAAAAAAAUUCAGAACAAAAGUUAUCAAUCGUCAUCGUCAUUAUCAUCAACAAAUGAUAUGUUUAAGAAAAAAUUUCCAACCGAAUGGAAUACUGAUGAUGUUUGUGAUUGGCUUACAUCAUUAGGUUUAGAACGUUAUACGAAAAUAUUUCGUAAACAUGAAAUUGAUGGUCCUGAAUUACUUCAUCUAACACAUGAUGCUUUACUUACAAAUUUAAGAAUCGGUAACAUAACAGAACCUUUAGGUCAUCGUAAUAAAAUUCUACGUAGUAGUUUAUUUCUAAAAAAUCCAUUAUGGCUGAAUACGGAUGAAACGGAAAAAGAACGAAUACAAAAACCAAGUGAAUUUUGUUGUCCGAUAAUCAAAGAAAUAAUGAAUGAUCCGGUUGUCGCUUCAGGUUUUUAAAUAAUUUUUUUUAAUUAUGGACAUUCAUAUGAACGAACAGCAAUACAAAAAUGGAUAUCCGAUGGUAAUGUUACAAGUCCAUUAACCAAUGAAGUAUUGGAUAGUCAAAUAUUAACACCAAAUUAUAAUCUAAGAAGUUUUAAAAAACUUGAUUACAGUAAAGAAUUUAAUGGUAUUGAUUUAUCGGAAAAAGUUUGUGUGAUAACUGGUGGUACACGUGGUAUUGGUCUUGAAGUAUGUCGAUAUUUAGUCGAAAAAAAUUGUCACAUUAUUACGGGAACUUCAACGCUGAAAGAUGAUGCCAAUAAUGAAAUGAUUGAACAAACCAAAAGAAAAUUAUUGACUAAUAUUGAUCCAUUAUCGAUUAAUAAUGCUGACAAUAAGAUUACUGUAUUUCCAUUGGAUUUAUCAUCAAUGAAUUCGGUUAUAAGAUUUGCCAAACAAAUUGAAAUGAAAUUUUCAAAAAUUGAUUAUUUGAUAUGUAAUGGUGGUGUAAUGUUUGUACCAUUCAAUAUAUCAUCGGAUCAUUUUGAACAACAUAUGGCUAUCAAUUAUUAUGGACAUUGUUUAUUGAUUACAAAAUUAUUAACAUUAUUAUCAAUGAAUGAUCAACCAGGUAGAAUUAUUAUCGUUUCAUCGGGUGCACAUCAUGCUAGUUUUGGCCUUAGACUUCAUGAUCUAAAUUCAAUGAAAUUAUUUUCCACUUAUCAUUCAUAUUGUCAAUCAAAAUUAUGUCAAAUAAUGUUUACUUAUCAAUUUAAUCGAUGGCUUUAUUCAUCAUCAUCGAUAAAUUGUCCAAAAGUAACUAUAAAUUGUCUUCAUCCGGGAAUGUGUCGUACCGGUUUGAUGAAUGCAUUCAAUUUUAUUCGUUACAUUGGUUUCAUUCGAGAAUCACCAUUAUUUCGGUCGGCUGCUGAAGGUGCUGAAACAAUAUUAUUUACAACAUUAUCGAAAAAAAUUGAAACAAUUAGUGGUGAAUAUUUUGAAGAUUGUCAACAAAAAAAAUCCAGUCAAUUGUCAUAUGAUUUAUCAAUACAAAAACAACUUUGGCAACAAACAUGGCAAGAUUUACGACCAUGGCUUACAACCGAUGAGAUUAAACAAUUUUUAAUCAAAAUUUAAUCCAAAUCAUUUUUUUGAUUUAUCCAAAUAUAAGUUUUUUUAUGCUCCAAUCAUUCCAUUUUGGCAUAUAAUGUUUUUUAUUCCCAAUAAUUUUGUUCAAAUGGAAUGAUUAUUAAUGACUGAAAUAAUUUCAUUAAUUCAUUAAUGAUGACUUUUGUUCAUUGUUGUGACGGGAAAAUUUCUUUUUUCUCUUUUUUUUGUCUUUCUCAAUAACUCGGGUUUUUGUCUAUUUCAAUAAAAAUUUCAUUAACUAUUC
Molecule: messenger RNA, 2871 nt
Organism: Dermatophagoides pteronyssinus (European house dust mite)
Lineage: Eukaryota; Metazoa; Arthropoda; Arachnida; Sarcoptiformes; Pyroglyphidae
Product: WD repeat, SAM and U-box domain-containing protein 1-like
Biological process (GO): protein ubiquitination
Molecular function (GO): protein binding; ubiquitin-protein transferase activity
Source: RefSeq, a predicted model, not a curated record